CUCAGUGAAGCUAUAGAAGCCCAAAAGUUGGAAAUGGCCAAACUCGGAAAAGAAUUAGAAGAAAAGAAGAAUCUAGCAAGUGUUGAAGAGCACAUGGGUAAAAAUGUAGAGCUCAGAGUAGAAGUCGCGCCAGUAAGGGUCCAGGAAAAGGGUGAAGAGAUCGAGGCAGGUGGUCUAGUUGAUGACCGACAUUACUGGGAGAGAAUGGUGGAUGAAGUUGCAGAACAAUCUAGCGACGACUGA
Molecule: messenger RNA, 243 nt
Organism: Haemonchus placei
Lineage: Eukaryota; Metazoa; Nematoda; Chromadorea; Rhabditida; Trichostrongylidae
Source: the annotation of a GenBank genome assembly